Molecule: messenger RNA, 2238 nt
Organism: Lolium perenne
Lineage: Eukaryota; Viridiplantae; Streptophyta; Magnoliopsida; Poales; Poaceae
Source: RefSeq, a predicted model, not a curated record
AUGCCUCCACGGACCAAGCUCUGCAAGAACCGCGCCCCUGGCACUGGCGAGUGCGUGGAGAAAAACAAGAUCUCCGGAUGGGAGAGGUCCAAGAUCUUCCUGCAGGACAAGCGUCUGCUCAAGAAGCUAGGGCUGUUCAAGAAGGAGGCGAUGAGGAUGCCAGGGGAUGAGAGUUCCCCUCAUCCUCCUUCAGGUUUCCGGGGCUGGCGCAAGAAAUGGCUGUAUGUCAAGGAUGAAUCUUCGGCUAACCAAGAAUACGACCUUGCUCCCUUUGAUUCUUCAGAAGAUAUCCAGAGGCACAAAUCUUGGGACAGAGAGGCUACAGCCGAAGAAAAGGCAGCCACUGACGUGUUGAUUGCUCGCAUCCAAGAGCUCCAAAAUACCGAAGGGGAAGAACUGUCGGGUGUUCAAAUAAUUGCACACUUUCUGCGGAUUCGGGUGCAACCUCUUCAGGCUCGCAAGAAUCCCCUUUGGAUGUAUUCGGGUGCUGAAGAUGCUGACAGAGUUUCCGACGAUCUUCCCUUGGAAGAUUUGGAGAAGCUUGUCCAUCGCUUCACUUCUUUGAGCAAAAAUAAUGAAGUCCCUUCUUCCUGCCGCGUGUGGAACCAUUCAGUGACCCACCAUACUCUUUCUUCCCUUCCUCCACUACCUGAAGGUGUAUCUAAGCGAGUCGUCCUUACUGAUGACUCGCAAGAAACUUCUGCCCCUGAGAGUGAACCCGUAGAAUCAGAGAAAAGUAUGGGUUCCUCUGACAAAGACUCGGAGUCAGUGCAACCUUCUGACUCCGCUCACUCAACCUGUCCUCCUCCUGCUGCUUCUCUGGAUAAGCGCAAGAGGAAGAGAAACGUUGACGAAGAACAUUCUGGCGCGUCCAAGCUUUCUGUACCAGCUGCUGAAGAAUCGUCUCCCGAAGAACAAGAAAUCUUCGACCCCUACACUACUACUGGCGCCCCCUUGAUGAAGGAGAUGGUUGACUUAGGCUCCCGUUUUAUCGGGUUCCGCGACGAGGCCAAAUCUUUGAGAGAGGCGUUGCGUCAUGCCAAAGAACGCGCCGACGAUUUGGAGGAGAAGCUCAAAGCUAGCGAGGAAGCUCGCGAAAAGGCUGAAAAGGAUGCUGCUGGUGUCGAAGAUCUUCGCCGAAGACUUCAAGCCGCUGAAGAUGCCUUGAGCGAUAGAGAGGCUAAGCUCGUCCAACGCGAUAAUGACAUAAUUUCGCGCCUCGAGACGCAAUCCAGAAGAUUUUUGAGGAAGAUGGGUGAGCACUACACCAGGAACCAGGAAUUGGAUGAAGAUCGUGUCCUGGACACUCUCACCAUUCUUGAGUUGAAUUACAAUCUGGAGCGCGGGAGCCUGUUGUCUGCGCGGAAUGCAUUUAGGCACAUCUUCCCCCACUUCUUCUCGAAGACCAUGCAAUUCAAGAUAUUCGCCCAACUCGUCCAGCUCUUCCUUGCAAAGGAUGAUCCAGCUUUGGCACAUCGCCAAGCAAGCUUGAAGAUUGGAGUUGAAAGGACCAUCUCUCUCGUGGCGGCCAGUGGUCAAAAGGUCGACUGGGCGAAGGCUGCUACUGUCAAGGGUUUGAACAACGAGAGGUGGAAGGCUCUGGUGAAGGAUGCCAAGCUCUACUCAAAGAAACUUAUCGCCUUCCUUGACCCGAGGUCUUCAGCCUCCGCCAGCACUGCCCAAAUGGAGUUAAUUUUUUACAACUAUACCGGGGCUGGAUACUCCGACACCUCCCCUGCUGCCUCACACUCCACGAAGGUGCCUGGAAGUGCUUCCUUGGAUAGUUCGUCGUGUACUGGCUCGAUUGAAAAGGAGGUAGCUGAUUUGCGGCGGAAACUACAGUCGAUGAAAAAGCAAACCAUGACUGCUUUGGAGCAAUCACGUAAAUCCUCGGAUCGGGAACAAACGGCUCUUCGUCAGGCGCAAGAAUCUCUUGAACUGAAAGAAACUACGAUUACAAACGCCGCUCGAUCUGCUCGGCGCGAGAGUUAUAUGCUCGACCUCAUGACUGAUGCAAGUCAAGAUAUGGCUGGUGCAUUUCUGUAUACUGCCGCUGAUGAACAAAGUUUGGAUCUUUACAAGGUCUUCGAGAGCUUCCUUCUCAAUAUGUCGAAGAGGAGAGUGAACAUUGAUAAGCACAAUGCGGCCGUGUCUCCUUUUGUCGAGAUAAUGAUUGACGAGCUCCUCAAGGUGGACACCACUUUCUUCAAGGAAUACCGAUAUGAUGAUUCAACGUAG